Messenger RNA from Ctenopharyngodon idella (grass carp), 6403 nucleotides. RefSeq names its product mixed lineage kinase domain-like protein. Bases 156 to 1601 code for a protein of 481 amino acids. Gene Ontology annotation, biological process: cell surface receptor signaling pathway; protein phosphorylation. Gene Ontology annotation, molecular function: protein kinase activity; ATP binding. The transcript has 11 exons. NCBI's taxonomy places the organism in Eukaryota, Metazoa, Chordata, Actinopteri, Cypriniformes, Xenocyprididae. The record is from RefSeq and is a predicted model, not a curated record.
AUACUCUACGCUUUGCCCAGCCUGUUUUACGAAGGCCCACCCUCUUUAACAUGUCUGGCCUCGCCCAGACUGAGACUAGCUGUUUUCACAUCCCUGUGUCAGACUGAAGAGCAUUUUUACCGGUUAAGAUAAAGAUAAAGUAACUUAAAACUGCGAUGGACAUCAUAGAACCAAUCCUGGCCAUUGCAGAAAAACUGUACGAUCUCUGUGGGGAGGUGCAGGCCAACAAAAAGCGCUGCAAGCGUUUAGCUCACCGCGUGUCUACUCUGGCUAAGCUGGUGGAAGCUGUGAAGGUUCAUGGCUUUGGGACUGAGCCUGAGCAGGUUAUAAAUGGACUUAAACAACUUAAACUCACUCUGGAGUCAGCAGAGAGGGUAGUAAGGAAAUACACUUCCUUCAGCUAUUUGAAACGCAUCGCAAAAGCGUAUGAACUCGGCGAAGAGUUCAGCAGCCUAAAUGAAAGACUGAACGAUGCAGCUCAGUUACUUUCUCUAGCGCUUCAGGUCGAGCACAGAGGGAGUAUACAGAAAGUUUUUCAAGAAGCAACGAGGCGACGGGAAGAUGAAGAAGACAGGAAGAGUGACUCUCUGGAACUUCGGGAUUUGCUCCAGUCUUUAACCCAGGAGAGCAAAGGAAUGAACAUGACAGUUGACGCUGUGCGAGAGACAGUAGACCAAAUGCAAGGAGAUGUGGAGGACAUUAAAGACAUGCUGGAGUCAAUGAAAAAACCAUGCCUUCAUCUGCAGGACAUUAGAGAGAUUAAACCAGAAGAAGUGACCUACAGUAUCCCUGUUAAACCCAUUCUGAAGUGCAACCAUUCCGAACUAUACAAAGGGAUGUACAACAAGUUCACUGUGGCUAUCAAGAGAUACUCGUGCCCGUUGAGCACCAGCCCCAGCCCCAGUGAGUUGAGGAGUGUUUUUAACAAGGAGGUGGAGACCAUGAAGCGCUUUGAGUCGCCCAAUAUCUUAAGAAUGUUUGGUAUCUGUGUCCAGGAUGAAAAUGGACCAAAUCCAAGUUACUUGAUAGUCAUGGAAUACUGUGAGAAGGGUAGUCUUCGACAAGUCCUGGACAGUAAUAGCAAUCUGCCCUGGGCCAGAAAGAUUCAAAUGUGUCUGGAUGCGGCACAGGGGCUCUACAGAUUGCAUCAGUCAGAAGAAAAGUUUAAAGUGCACGGUUCCAUCAGAAGCUGCAGUUUUCUAGUGGCAGCUGGCUACAGAGUGAAGUUGGGAGGCUUUGAGUUGGCAAGAACAGAAACUUCUCUUCAGAAGAAUAAAUCCAAAAAGAACAGCGCUUUCCAUUACAGCUCUCCACAACAGCUUCAGAAUAUCAACCAUCCUUAUGACAAGGCAUGUGAGAUCUACAGUUUUGGCAUUGUUUUGUGGGAAAUAGCAACACGAGAUCUUCCUUUUAAAGACUGUUCUUCCCACAGUCAGAUCUAUCAAAAAGUGUGUGUAGAGAAGGUCAUGGAGCCACUUCCUACAGAUUGUCCUAAACAGCUAAAAGAGCUCAUCGAUGCCUGCCGUUCAUUUGAGCCUUUUAUGAGACCAACGGCAGGAGUAUUGGUGGACAUGCUUCUUAAAAUGGUGGAAGAUGAUUGAUGGAGCACCUCUGCAUCUCUAACCGAGCCUGCUGCUAAAUUGUCCACAUCAGAUUCUAAUGAUAAGGUCUAUUACCAUCUACCAAGUAGGAUAAACUUUGCAUCACAUAAACCCUGAACUUUUGGGAUAUGCCGUUCCAGAACACCCGCGAGGAAUUCAACCAACGUCUGUUGGUAACCUAAAGUUAACUCAUGCACAUAAAGUCAUUGUCUAUGGAUUGCAGAUUUCAGGAGUCAGCAUGGAAGCGGAAGUUAAGAAGCAUGCCAUGCUUCUUUUUUUUCUGUGAAAAGUUGGCAUGAAAUGAAAAUUCACCGUAUCUAUUUUAUAAAUGCAUAUUAUUGAUCUUAUUGUGAACAAUUCAUUUGUGUAUGUUUCAUUUUUGAUUUGUUUUUUGUUUUUGUUUUUUAUAACCUUGUAAUUUUUACUCAAAAUAUCAUAACUGGAUGCUGGACUUCUCCAAUCAAAAAAAAAGAAAUAUGCAUGAUUGUUAUGUUGGCAGUGUGUAUAUUAUAUGCUUUUUGAUCUUUUUGAUCAAAUUUGCUCUUAUAUGGACUAAAACGGCAUGAAAUAUACUUCCUGAAUAUAUGGUCACAUAUCAAAAAUUCCCUGUUUUCUCUCAACUUCUUUCACUUCCUCUAAUUUAAUUAUAGGGGGAUUUUAAUUGCGUUGUGGACCCAUAUUUAGACCAGCAUGCUCCCCCUCUAAGUCCAGGGACUUUCUUAACAUGUACAUGAAAAAUUCAAAUGUUGGUGAUGUAUGGAGGCUAGCCAAUCCAACUGGGAGAGACUACUCCUUUCAUUCACAGGUCCACAGCGUUUAUACUAGUAAGUCAAUUACCUUUACUUUCAAUGCCACUUAUCAUAAUAUUUUAAUCUCGGACCAAAGUCUAAUUACAUUUGCUCUAAAAUGAUCAGAAAUUGUAACAUCACAACCAUUGUGGCGGGCAGAGUUACUUUUUGGAACUAUUGAUCAACCAAAAUCUUCACCUUCACUUUUAUGGGACACCUUUAAAGCUUAUUUACUGGGUUAUUUUAUCUCCUUUCAGGGUGCAAAAAAUAAACAAAAUACAGUUGCUUUACAAUCUUUAAAAAAACAGCUUUGUCAAUUGACCCUUCGCCAGGAGUUUGAUUGACAGGCAAUCUAACCAAUCAUAACACCGAAUCCACCAUUUUGUCCGACAAAGCAGUCAGGGGAGUUAGCAGAUUAACGUAGGUGGACUUGAAAAUGGUGUGUACAGACGUCUUUCCGCGAUUGAAACAAGAUUCCUUAUGAUGUUCAUUCAUGUUUAUUUGAUGCUAUAAAUGAACUAGUAAGAAGAGAUGAUCGGUUCACGAGCCACUUGGGCUGAGGCACUACAGCGAUCUGUCACGACACAUUAAAGAGCCACAAAAUGGUAUUUAUUGUUUAAAUUUCUUUAAAAAUGACAAAAUUUGAAAUAUGAGUAUUUGUUUCAUAUCAAAAUUAACCUGCUCUGUCUUGUCUGUUGACGUGUUGUCAGUGUCCUCUUUGCUCCACGAUGUAUUUUUCACUGCGUGAGAACAUGAUGUGUGGCGGGAGAUCGGCAUGGCUUGUCAGACAUAGCAACAGUAACUAAAGGGGGCGGGUCUUUGCGAACGGUCAAUUAGAUCAAUUAGAACGGUCAAUGGGAAUGCUACAACAACUUUUUCAGAACUGCACAAGAAAAUAUUGCAUCUUAGAUACCAAUACAUUAAGAUAACAUCUUAAAAGUUUUCAAGAUCUUUGUUUAUGAAACAAAAAAAUUUCGAAUUUAAACCAUUAGCUGACCCAGCUCCCCGGUUUAUGUCUAUCAACAGUGACUCGUUCUGGAUGCCCCCUGAUGUCGACUAGGAAAGUUUUAACUCCAGCCUCUCAAACUCGAAAUGGGGCAUUGUAUGGGGGCCGAAAAGAAUUUCGGUGAGUCUUAUGAUGAAAGAAAAUAAGAACUCAGCCAUAGAGAGGUCUUUGGACAUCCAAGCUACCGUCAGUCCAUGCUAAGCGGUAGGAAUGGGUUUGAAGGUAUAGAUUCUGUCGAAGAGGGCAGAGCGUUAAGAAGAUAGACUCCAGGGCUUUGUGCUGUCUGGAAUGAAAUCUCCAGGGACACACAGAUACUGAUUGUACACCAACUCCGCAGAGGAAGUUUGUAGAUCCUUCUUGGGAGUCUUUUGCAGGACCCAGGGUAGCCACUCAAUCCAUCUGUCAUCCAUCAUACUGACCCUCAGUGCAGUUUUGAGAGAGCGAUGAAAGCCUUCACAAAAGCCUGUGGGUGGAAGGCUGUAGUAUGAUGAAGCUGCACUCCUAGGAUUCAAGUCAUCUCUGUCCACAACUCUGAAGAUAUGUCAGACAGUGUGCCAAAACGUGCAACUCAUGUGUUGAUGAAGGCCCGUGCUACAUCCGCCGUUGUCACUGAGGCCAGUGGUACUGCUUCUGGCCACCUGGUGGUUCGAUCCAGCAUAGUCAGAAGGUGAGUAAACCCCCAGGAGGGCGGCAGUGGUCAAUAUUAACAUGGUCAAAACGUCGCUCUGGUACCUCAAAAGUUUCCAGUGGCACCUUGAUGUGUCUUUGCUCUUUAGCCUGUUGACAUGCCACACACACUGAAACCCAGUUUCGAACAUCCUUUUUCAAUCCAUGCCACACAAACUUUGACGAGACCAGUUUCUGUGAAGUUUUUUUGCCCAGGGUGUGACAAACCAUGGACCUUGUCGAACACGGCUCGCCUCCACUGCACAGGUACCACUGGACGAGUGUGGCCGCUGGAGACAUCACACAUCAACGUAACUCCUGUGUUCGCAAAGCAGACAUCGGCUAUUUUCAAACUUGAAAUAGUUGAUCUGUACACCUGCAUCUCAGGGUCGGAUUGCUGGUCAGCUGCUAUAAGGACAAAGUCCAUACCCAAGUGUACUGCUUGCACAGUGGACCUGGAAAGGCAAUCUGUCACACAACGUUGCUUUUUCCUUCGAUUUGUUUGAUAUCCGUUGUGAACUCGGAUAUAAAAGCCAGGUGCCGUUGUCAUGAUGACCAGGGCUCAGAAACUGUACACAUAGCAUGAACCAAAGGUUUGUGAUCUACAAACGCCAUGAAAACAAGUCCCUCCAAAAAGAAACAAAAGUGUCUUACUGCCAGGUACAGCGCGAGCAACUCUGUAAAAAUGUGCACCCACAGUGCAGUCUGAGGCAUCCAUAGUGAUAGCAAUUGGGGCACCUGGAAUCAGAUGAGACAGCAUGGUUGCUUUUGCUAGGGCGAGUUUAGCAUCCUUAGAUGACUUAGCCAUCUCCUUUGACCAGGUAAUCUGUCUAUUCCUGCUAUGUCCUUUAAGGGCCCUGUACAAAGGAUGCAUGAGCUCAGCUGCCCAUGGACUGAAAUGGUGAUAGAAAUUCACCAUCCUCUCUUGCAGUGCUUUGGUUGUGUGGGGAACAGGGAACUUGGUAAUGGCGGUUCUGGCAGGGGAACCGCCUCCUCGCUUGGGAUCCAGUGACCAAGAAGGUCGAUAACAGCCAGGCCAAACUGACACUGGAAGGGGUUAAUUAUCAAACCAUGUUGGCUGAAGCGAACGAACAGCAAUCACAGAUUUCUUUCCUGGAGGCACUGGCGACCAAGAUGUCGUCCAUGUAACGACUGAGACAAAUCAGACACAAUUAUUUGCUAUAUUUAACAAAUAAUUGUUUAAAACUCACUCUGGGGUCUGUCCCCAUCCCCUGAGAAGACCAGUCUGUGCAAGGACCUCAUGGGAUAAGACUUUUAUGAUCCGAAACUAUGCAGCUAUGCAGAACUGCAUCCAAAAGUCCUUGUGAGUCAAGUUACAGGGAAGGCACGAAGCCUGUAGAAACAGACUCUCCUGCAUUCAUUUAUAGAUGAACUGAUCUAUAAGUGAACAUGCACCCCAGCCAUUGUGUGUAUUAUUAUAACUGUUUUGUGCAGCAUCUUUUGUAUGGUAUUUUGUGAUAAGAACCAAUGGUUAACGUAAACUAACCUAUACCAAGUUUGGUGCCUAUGAGUUUGUAUUUUGAAGAUUUAAAUGCUCAUUUAUAUGAUAUGUCGAUAUCUGUGCAACAUAUCAGUAUUACAAGAAUCUUUAAUAGUUUCUUCUCCAUCUGUAACCAAUCCAGUUACAUGCACACGAUCUGCUCAAGACAAAGAUCAUAAACUUUCCUGUCGGAAGCUCAAGCAUGAUUGGUCCACUGACCCAGAGGAGGAAUGGCCAGCAGCAUAUGUCAACCCUCAGGGGUGUAACUUCUCCCAGAGCUUAAAAGCCAGCGCACAAUGCCCCUCCCUCUCUCUUGCUUCUUGGACGGACUGAAGAGACCCCCUGCUGGGCGGCCUCUUCAGGCCAAGGCCUGUAGUCCUAAACCUGCACCCCAGCCAUGUGCUCAUCUAGAAGAGUGAAAGAACUCUUUCCUACUAAAAGUCAAACUAACCACGCAAGUUUGUCAUCGUUCCUUCAUUCAAUGCAGAAGACAUCGAUUGCAAGUUCAGCACCAUCGGACUGAACUCUUAGGACUUCCUACGGCAACAGUAUAUCCGGAUGAUCUUCAAAAGGCUGAGACCUAAUGCAAGAAUCGUACAAUAUACUAAAUUGCUGCUUAAAGUUGUGAACCUCCUUUGUUACCAAAGGAGCUUUGUAAUGAAUACUGAUGAUUCUUUCCUGGGUUUUUUGGCUUCUCCAUAGCUCCAUUUCCUGUCCCACUUCCGGUUCAACUCUAUCAUUGCUCAUUUUACCUAUGUACUGUAUGUGUGACUUGUGUAUGUAUGUGUUCAUUAGUUUAGUUAUGUGUUCAUGAUUUAGUUAAUAAAACUUGUGCACAAUA